AUGCCUGCACGGUCGUCCGAUUACAUAUCGCCUCCACCGUUUGGGCCAUCGGCACGAAACGACCAGGUUCCUGAACGAACAGCAGGAUCCAAGGUCCAUUCACGGCUGCACAAUGGCAAAGGUCACGGUCAGAGGUCUUCGAAGCCUCAGGGAAGACCUGGAGCUCCAAAACACCACGGUCUGGACAAAUCGCCUUCUCCAGUUGCACUUCCGAUGUACCCAUCAUCGCCCAAUGAAACGUCGAUUUUGCCUCCUGUGACGUGGAAAGACGUGCCUGCUCUCAUUUUCGUGUUUCUCCUUCUUCCCCAGGGCAUUUCGUGCCUUUUGUUGUUGGGAUACAUCAUGUCGGGCACCUUCCGAGGUCUGGCUGCUCGCUUUCUAGCACGCUUUUCUGUGCUUGUGGAGGACCGCCUGGGAAGCAUCAUUCCUUCGUUUUCAAGAUCCUCCGGUCGCCUGCGGCACUGGUGCUACAACAGAGCCGUGGCGGGCGAGUUUCUCCAGCUCUUCUCCAUCAAUUCCAUGGUUUUGUUGUUCUGCCAUUCCACCAUGCCUCGCCUGUGGACCCACUACCUCCUGGUCAUGGCAAAGCUGAUUGUCGCCAGCCGCUUGGUUGGAACCUACACCGUGGGCACCGCUACAUACGUGUCCAUGCUGUCGAACGGCCAGACUUCCACCGCUACAUCCUCAUCAAACCCACAUCUGAGCACCACCGGUGUCCUCGAUAAAAGCCGGUACCUGAAAUCCAGCCUCAUCAAUUCCCUUUUGGGUUUUGCCACCGUCACCGUGACAGACACCUUGUUUCGGCACUGGCUCGAGCACCUCAAUGUGCCCCAGCUUGCCGGUGAUCUAGCACGCUUCUACCGCGGCGUGUGGCAUCUUGGUUUGUCUUCGUCUGAAGGUGCCAGCACAUCCGACUACCUCAAGAUCUUCUUCACAAAGUCGCCUUUUAUCGUCACCUACAAUUACCUUUCCAAGCGCAAGGACAGGUACUACAGCUUGGGUGUCCGCAAAGGAAGUGGCAUCAGACUCAGUGUUCUCGACAAAAUCAUCAUCUUCGUGGCAGUGAGGGUCUUCAACAUCAACGAAGACUCCCUCCAAACGCUUACGUUGGUGCUCCAGGAAAUCAGCACAAUCAUCAACUACGCAUACCUUGUGCUUUGCAUACACGUCAUUAGCCUUACCAUAUCUCCUUUCUUGGAGAGAUUCUUCAUCUUCAAAGACUACUCGAAGAACUUAGACCACUUGUCUUCGCUCACCCCUAGCAUUCCCUUGAGUGGAGACAAAAGCAGCCCAGUCCCCAAUCCUCAGCACAAUGAUUCCAUGAUGAUCAUCAAUGUGGACCAGCCAAAGGCGGCCGUCCCAGCGGGGCUAACAACUAUAGAGUUGGACCCGGAGAUUGCCAAAUCCGAUGCUGAUUUGCAUCCUGAUGGCACUGUCAGUGCCAGGAACUUCGAAGUGUUUUGUCUCAUCCCUCCCACAAAGAAGGCGGUUUCAGGCUGUAUUAAGGCGCAACAGAAUAGAACCUUUGUGGAAAGGAGACGUGCCAACAGCAGUGGCGGUCCUCCUUCGACAACAAUUGUCGACCGUCAUUUCACCACCUCCAUUCAGCCAUUGUGGUCAUGGAUCGCUGCCAUCAAGGUUUUCUUUGUCAACUCCAACUUUUUUGGUGGAAAAUCCUGCGGAUCACAAUCCCCUGAGUGUCCCGUUGAGCAUCAGCACAUGUCUGUUUGCAAAGUUGGUGCUCGUGAGGUUGUUCUUGAAUUGAAUGAUCCAUCGCUCAUCUCCUGUGACCACUUUACCGUGCAAGUGAACUCCAUCCAUUGGCCUUUUGUUACCACCAUUAUGAAUGCUUCUAAAGACCGGAAGUUUAUUAGAGUCGAAAGUCUCAAGCCUUUCAGCCAGUAUGAGAUACGCUGUAUGCUCGAGGACUCCACGUUGGCCACUGUUACUGUUAGCACCACCGACCCGAGAGACCAAGCUUUUCUUGAUCAUUCCACGAGGACCUCUCCCACUGAGACACUUGAGGACUGUCACGCAUCCGCCAUUGAUGAGCUCAACGAGAUCAGAUGGAACCUCAGAAAACUGAGGAAGGAUGAGAAUAAGCGUAUCACCGAUCUCAAGAAGCAGGUGGAUAGCAUGAAAGCCAGGGUCGACAAGGUCCACAGCAGAGCCCCCAUUGAAGGUCGUGGAAGCGGAAAGCUCAAGGGUCUUCAGUACUCCGUGAUUCAGUUGGAGAACGAGAUCGAAGAGCUCAACAAACAGCUCCACAGCUUGAAGGAAAGCAGUGAUACCGUCGACGGCGACUUGAAGGCCGAGGAGCAAGCCACUCUUGACCAAAUUCGGAGUUUGGAGGCGUUCAUCGAAGAUCACGAGUACAGCACGGGACAGCUCAAGAAUGGAAUUCGUGCUGUUGAGAACGAACGCAACAACGUCUCCGUGAAGCACAAGAAGUUGGAGGGCAAAAUCUCGUCACGCAAGGAGGAGAUUGCCCGGCUCAAUGCGGAGGUCAAGAGCAUGAAGAAAGCCGUUUUGACUCGUUACCAGCGCAGACAAAAACGUGUUCAGGAGCGUUUCGACACAAUUCUUCCCAAGGUGGAGCAAGCCAUCGAGGACCUUGGCCAGGAGUUGGAAGAGUACCAAGCUUGA
Candidozyma pseudohaemuli is the source of this 2646-nucleotide messenger RNA. RefSeq names its product Emc9p (gene EMC9). The transcript has a single exon. The coding region runs from base 1 to 2646 and encodes 881 amino acids. The record is from RefSeq and is a predicted model, not a curated record. Lineage: Eukaryota; Fungi; Ascomycota; Pichiomycetes; Serinales; Metschnikowiaceae.